This is a messenger RNA of Anthostomella pinea, 936 nucleotides long. The record is from the annotation of a GenBank genome assembly. Lineage: Eukaryota; Fungi; Ascomycota; Sordariomycetes; Xylariales; Xylariaceae.
AUGAUCUGGAUAACCACAGCUGUGGCGUCACUGCUUGCCACUGGAGCAUAUGCCGCCCCAGGAAGCAUUGGCGAUGCGUCUUUGGCCAUGAGCCGGACGGGUUUGGAGGCCCGGCUGGUCGAUGUCGCCAUGGACACGGUAGAGAGGAGGCAGGACACAGCUGUCUCGUUCAACUCAGCAGACUGGGAGGCUCAGACGAUGGCAGCCUGUACGGCAGCGUUAUCCCAACUUUCGGCCGCCACCAAUCCCUCCGGUACAGCGGUGUGCUACAAUCUCCCCCAGCUCGACACGAAUACCGGUAAAUUCAUGGCAGACCUACGCCUCUUCCAGGUAUCGACGCCAUUUGGAAACUUUCAGGACAUCGCACCUAAGGACGUGUCGGGUGGCGUCCAAUACUUCGGUGCUACUGCCGAAGUGGUCAGCCAGACGGUCAACGCCCGUGGGCUCAGUAGCAAGGCGCUGGCAAAGCGACAGACUUCCUCGCCCACACUGCUUCAGACCUACGUGAUGAAAGGUCAGAUCAACAAGGACCAGAUGGUGGAGCCGAUGACUCUUGGGGUCAUCGAGCCAUUGGUUAUGCCCGUGGUCACACUGUCGGCCAAGAAUGGAGCCGGUCAGACUGUUAGCACCAACGUGUCUUCGAACGAGGCUGCGUUUGUGAAUGGCAUUUUCUCAUCUGAAGUUGUUCUGUCCGACGUUGCACGUGCUUCAUUGGCAGUGGCAAACGUCACAGCCCAGCUACACAAUGGCACAAUUGCCUUCGUCGUUCCCGGUGUCAACAUCUUGAUUUUCCCCGUUGGCCUGGUCGUGACGGGUUUGUGGACUGUCAUCGGAGUGUGCGCUUAUGCGUUUGGAACGUAUGAAAGAUACGGCUACCGCGAAAUGUAUCGGAGAAGGAAGGCCCGGGAUGGCAAACCUGCGUCGGCGAGAAUAUGA